CAUCGCUAAGAAAACAAAUAUGGCGGAACGCAAAUGCAAAGAAAAAUAAAAAAUAAGAUUUUUAUUCGCAAUCGCAAGUAUAAUUAAGGCGCGUACUAACAAUAAUUAUUACGCGUGUUUGAGAAUACGAGCGCGUUAAUGUUGUGCUCGAAUGUGCGCGUAUCAAUGUUGCAAUGCCAUUUGCACAGUCAACAACAAAUAUACAAAUUGUUAUUACGUGACCUCGAGAACGCCGCUAAAAUUGAAUUGCAUAGAACCGUGACAAAAAGUGUUUUUACUCAUAAGAGCUGCAGCUGCAUCGCUGCAAAGUGUUAACCGCAUCACAAAGAUGCCAAAUUGAUUAAUCAUAAGUGCGACUAUAUACAAGAAACGAAAAACAUUGAAUAAAUAACAAAAUACACAAACAAUGUCUGGCGGACGCGACAGCAGCGCCAGCAGUGGCAGCAACGGCAACGUCAACGCCAGCAGCGCAGCAGCCAACACAAACGCAAGCACGAACGCCAACUCGAACUCCACCCCACAAACGACGCCAACGCAGCAGCGAGCGCGCGGUCGGCCAGCAAAGCGCGCCACUUGCACUUGGUGUGGGGAGGGGAAGCUGCCACUUCAAUAUGUGCUACCCACGCAGACGGGCAAAAAGGAGUUCUGCUCGGAGACGUGCAUCGCCGAGUUCAGGAAGGCGUACAGCAAGGGGGCGUGCACGCAGUGCGAUAAUGUGAUACGCGAGGGGGCGCCCAACAAGGAGUUCUGCACCGUAAUGUGCAUGAACAAACAUCAGAAAAAGAACGGAUCCAUGCGACACAGCAGCGGCGCCGGCGGCGCAGGCGCUGGCGGUGCCACCGAUGGCGAUCGAAAGCUGCUCAGCAGCGGCGCCCCAGCUCCCACAGGUCCCUUUCAGUACGAGAGUUUUCAUGUAUUUGACUGGGAUGCCUACUUAGAGGAAACUGGCAGCGAGGCAGCUCCUCCCGAGUGUUUCAAACAGGCGUUGAAUCCGCCCAACAAUGACUUCAAGAUCGGAAUGAAACUGGAGGCACUGGAUCCCCGAAAUGUCACCUCCACCUGCAUUGCCACUGUGGUCGGAGUACUGGGCUCACGACUGCGCUUGCGUCUCGAUGGCAGCGAUUCGCAGAAUGAUUUCUGGCGUCUCGUUGACUCUACGGAAAUUCAUGCCAUCGGGCAUUGUGAAAAGAAUGGCGGCAUGUUGCAGCCACCACUCGGAUUUCGCAUGAACGCUUCCAGUUGGCCCGGCUAUCUCUGCAAGAUUCUCAACAAUGCCAUGGUGGCGCCCGAGGAGAUCUUUCAACCGGAGCCACCCACGCCACCAUCGAAUCUAUAUCAGGUGGGCCAGAAGCUAGAGGCUGUGGACAAAAAGAAUCCCCAACUGAUUUGCUGUGCAACAGUUGAUGCCAUCAAAGACGACCAGAUCCAUGUGACAUUCGAUGGCUGGCGCGGCGCCUUUGACUACUGGUGCAACUAUCGAUCGCGCGACAUUUUUCCAGCCGGCUGGUGUGCACGCAGUUGUCAUCCUAUGCAGCCGCCAGGUCACAAAUCGCGCAUGGACUCGAGUUCGGGAAAACAGCGUUGCCCGCGUCCUCGUCACACCGUUGUUGCCGAAUCCGAUGCCAUGGUGCCCGCCUCGCCGGUCACAGCGCACUUUCAUCCCAAUUGCAAGGCGGGACCGUUCAUCAACAGCUCCAAGCUGCCAUCGAUGGUAACGGGACAGACCCACGAAACGCUUGCCAAGCUCUGUCUGCAGGAGGUGCUGGCCGCCAGCGCCGACACGCAGCAGUUGUCGCGACUGCUCUUUGAGCUGGACGGCGAUGUGCAUAUUGUGACAGCUGCUGGCAAGAAUUUUACGGUGAAAAUACCGUCACCGCUGCGGAUGAAGGAUGACGAGAGUCUGGCGCAAUUCAUCAAGACGCUAUGCACCACAUGCAAGGCAUGUGUGAAUUUCAUCUCACUGGUGCCCGAGACAGAGGAGUGUAAAAAGUGUGCGACAAGUCGCAAGCGGCAGCUGGCGCAAACAUCAACGCCGCCAUCGUCGCCAGUGCUUGCCGAGAAGCGGGGUCGGCAGUCAAAGUCUGCCACGCCGACGCCAACAUCGCCCGCAGAGAAGCCGCUCAUCAUUAAGCAGGAGGCGGGCGUGAAGCAGCAGCAGGCGGCAAGCAAGGCGCAGGCAAAGACCAGCAAAGAGGCAGUAAACCACAACAAUAACAACAACAGCAACAACAAUAACAACAGUAGUAGCAAUAAUGGAAAGGUAAACAUUAAAACUGAGCCGAAUGGAGUGCAGCCAACAGUUGCCGCCGCAGCCACAGUCCCAUCACAGACACAGUCACAGUCCCUGCCCCAGACACAGUCGCACUCGCAGCCACAAUCACAAAGUCAAGCACAGGCGCUGCGUAAAGUGCGCUUCCAGCAUAUGAACAACAACGGCAACUGCAAUCAAGAAGCAAGUGGCAACAAUUCAGACUCCUCACCGCCCAGCAGCAACACGAGCACCUCUUCCAGCAGCAGUAGCAGUAGCAGCUUGGCGGGUGGCACUGCGAAUACGAGUGCGAUUGGAAAAUAUCUAGCACCGCUGGUUGCCGAAGUGCAUCCCGAGCAGCUGACUGCCAAGGCGCCUAGCGGCUACUAUAAAUCACCCACAACAUUAUCCUCAAGCGCCUCGUUUCCUUCGUCAGUAUCGACGCCAUUCACAGCCUCGCAAUCUGCCUGCUCAGCAGCGCCAGCUGCCAGUGCAGCCAAAGCAGCCACUGCGCCCGUUGCAACCGCUGCAUCCAGUAGCUAUGGCGGGGCGGCAAUCACAUCACCGCAUAGCACGCCGACGUCAGCGUCGUGUUCGCAUCUGCGAGCACAACCGAUCGAUUGGUCUAUCGAGGAGGUUAUCCAGUACAUCGAAAGCAAUGACAAUUCCCUGGCCGUGCAUGGCGAUCUCUUCAGAAAGCAUGAAAUCGAUGGUAAAGCUUUACUUUUACUUAACUCAGAGAUGAUGAUGAAAUAUAUGGGCCUAAAGCUAGGACCAGCCUUAAAAAUAUGCAAUCUAGUGAAUAAGGUUAACGGACGACGAAAUAAUCUGGCUUUGUAAAUGAGUCAACGGGAAUGGGACUGAAGCAGAUACAGAUGCCAGGACGCCAUCAAUCGGAUUUCCCCGUGCCGAGCCCAUCCCAGAAGUGUUAACAAAUUAGUACCUCCUUUAAAAGUAAAAGUAAACAUACAAAAACAAACAAGUAAGAAAGAAGAAAACAGAAUGAUAUGCAUAGAUUUGUAAUGUGUUUGGCAUUAAUGAAGUUAAAGCACACAAAUAAUUAAUUUAAAAUGUAAUUUCACAAUAACAUUCUAAUGCGAAUAAUGUCAAACAUACGCGAAAAAAAGAAAAACUAACAAACCAAAACAGAACGUCGAGCAAAAACUUCAAAUUCCAAAAACUCAUAUUCGAAAUAUCAGUUUUUCAUCCAAGAAAAACGUCAAAACAAAACAAAAAAUUACUUUUAAAUGCAUAUGCAUACUAAUAUUUAUUACACUCAACAUUAACAAAUGCAUACACAGACAAAACACUCACACACACGCACAUUAGGCACAGAAAAUAAUUGUAAUAAAAAAGAAUAAGCAUUUCCUUUGUAUUUCCAAAACAAAAAUAUGAAUGGAGAAUCCAAAUUGAAAAUAACUGUACAUAACUUUACAUAUAAUUUUGUAAUUAUGUAUGUAUUGAUUACGUUUCAUUAACUAUUACAAUGUUUGCUUAAUUUUAGCACUAUCAUUUAAGUGAGAACAAACAAUUUGUUUAAUUUUAUUUGUAGACACGUAAGCAACGUAGACACCCAACUGAAAGCAAAAAUGAAACGAUUCAUCUAAAUGUAAACCACAAUUACUCGAAAGCGCCAAAAGGUGCUUUGUAAAACAGACAAA
Messenger RNA from Drosophila albomicans, 3909 nucleotides. RefSeq names its product polycomb protein Scm (gene Scm). Gene Ontology annotation, biological process: regulation of DNA-templated transcription. Bases 407 to 3088 code for a protein of 893 amino acids. The record is from RefSeq and is a predicted model, not a curated record. Gene Ontology annotation, molecular function: protein binding; zinc ion binding. The transcript is spliced from 4 exons. Gene Ontology annotation, cellular component: nucleus. Lineage: Eukaryota; Metazoa; Arthropoda; Insecta; Diptera; Drosophilidae.